Molecule: messenger RNA, 1165 nt
Organism: Gilbertella persicaria
Lineage: Eukaryota; Fungi; Mucoromycota; Mucoromycetes; Mucorales; Choanephoraceae
Exons: 2
Coding region: 478-1083 (201 amino acids)
Source: RefSeq, a predicted model, not a curated record
GUUCAAGACCAAGUGUCACACAUAUCUCCUAUUCAAUUUUGGUUUGGCCGAAACAAUAGUUAGCCAAUCAUCAUCAUUGACCCCUUUUUAGCUACAAUCCAAAGGGGGAGAGACGGAACGGGAUGAUCUCUGAAUACUUGCAGAAAAAUACGCGGUUGAAUUGAUCGUUGAGGAGUAUAUAAAGCGUCUCCAUUUUUGUUUUCUUCUUUAUUCUUUACCAUGGUUUCUUGUACAUUAUUGUUUUUUAUCAGCCUUUUUUGCUCUAUCAGUUAUGCUUUACCUGUCUCAGGUAUCAAUUCACCAUCACAGCCUCAAAUUGUGUUUUAUACUCAAAAGACACAAUGGUUUGACAAGAAGGAUUAUUGGUACGAUUCUCAAGAGUAUGGUGUUUACUCCAGUGUGAUUGAAUACUAUCAAAAUCUGGUCGACACAGCACUCAAUUCUCAAAGUGAAGAGCUCUUAUUGAAUUUGAUUCACAUGCCAACAGAUGCCAAAUAUCAACUCUUGGAUACACAAGCAAAGUUGUUGGGUAUUGAACAAUCGCUUUCAGAGAAACAACUGCUCAAGAUACCUGCUAUGAUUGGGAAGCAUGUUCAGGCAAUGAAUACCAAAGUAUGCGAGUCUGUUGAACCCACCAUUCAACGUUAUUGGAAAACCUUGUGGACUAUUCCAAACAAUGAGCUAUUGGAAGACAAACAAGACCAAAUAAUCAGUCUCUUGUCUUCUUUGAAUGGUAUGAUGGCCUCAAGAUUAAUAGACCGGAUGGACAACUACAUGUUUAUUGAUCGAGUCAAACAGGACGUGGUUGAUAUGGUAGCAAGCUAUAGCCCAGUUCCAUGUAAGCAAAUAACAAAGACACGGUUUUCAUGGUUCUUUGAUUGGGUUCCAUUGUUCUCUGAAUGUGACCGUAUGUUGAUUACAAAGCAACUCAAAAACUCGGAUAUGGAAUUGGAUUUUUUGAGACAACAUCUUUCUGAAUUGAAGACAAAUUUAUUGAUGAAACUUCAUAUUCAAUUCAUAGAUUUUUAUGCUCGUAUUCAAACUGAUAUUAUUGAUCAAUUAGCUGAUUAUUAUGAUGAAUAAUAUCACUUAUUUUUCUCUUCUUUUUUGUAUAGUUCAGUAUUUAGAUAUUAAUAAUAAAACAAGCGUUGUAUAUAUACUAAAA